Molecule: messenger RNA, 1203 nt
Organism: Didymodactylos carnosus
Lineage: Eukaryota; Metazoa; Rotifera; Eurotatoria; Philodinida; Philodinidae
Source: the annotation of a GenBank genome assembly
AUGCUUGGGAUUUCAGAACGUUCUAUUUUCAACCUAAAGACCGAGAUGAAGCGUCUAAAUGAACAAAUACAACUCGAGCAGAAGAAGGAGGAAGAACAAAAGAAAGAAAACGAAGAAAAGCAAAAGAAACAGGAAGAAGAAAAGAAGCAACUUCUCAGCACGAUUCGCCUCAGAAGUCAAUCAAUGGAUGCUGCAGUUGUUUCUGAUGUGCCUUCCUCAUGGGAUCAACUAUCGUCAUAUCGAAAAUCGAAAAGAAAAUGGGAACCGUCUAUACCCAGGGCCAAAUCAUCACUUAAGAGAGAACAUUCAGGCCGAUCGUCUAUUGUUCUUAGUGAGCAAGCUGAGAGCGCAAUCAGAUACAAUUUCCAUGCUAUGCUUGCAGAAAAGGUCUAUCCAACAUGCAGCAGUCUUUUGGAUAGGCUGCUGCAUACACAUGAAGAUUUUCCAAUUCGCUCGGUGACAACUUUAUGGCGUCACAUGCGCCGACUUGAGUUCUACAAAUCAACGCCAAAAAUUCCCGUUCUUCUUGACGAUGUCCCGUUUGUUGCUCGACGUGCGUUCUACUUUCCGUGUCUGACGGAACUUCGAGAGUCAGAUGCUUUCAUCUAUUUUCAUGACGAAACAUGGUUAAAUGCAGGAGAGGAGAAGAGGAGCAUUUGGAUUGAUGAAAAGGGUGAAAGUCGGCUACCAAAACACGAUGGGAAGGGUAAACGUAUUGCGAUUUCGGCCAUGAUUGGCGUGCAAGGAUUUGUGGAGCCGUUCGAUGUAUGGACGUGUGACCGCAAUCAUGCAAUGAACAGCGAACAUUUUCAUAAAUGGAUCGGAGACGCUGCUGGUCGUCUUCGUAUCAACCAUGGUGCUGGCUCAACCAUCGCCAUCAUCAUUGAUAAUGCCACCUGGCAUAAUGUGCUUUGCGACCACACCAAGCCAUCCAAGCGUGCUUGGCGAAAGGAUCAACUGCAGCAAUGGCUCGAUAAUCAUAGGAUCCAGUGGGUUCCUAGAUCAUCAAAGGCUGAAUUGCUGCAGCUAGCGUUUGAAAACGUUCCACCGAAACGGUAUGUCACUAAUGCGAUUGCCCGUGCAUUUGACGUCGAAGUCCUGCGGCUACCGAUAAAGCACUGCGUUCUCAAUCCAAUAGAGUUAGCAUGGGCGCAGCUAAAAUCGUACGUUCGAAAAGCAAACAUCAACUUUCGUUUAUCUGAU